Oncorhynchus gorbuscha (pink salmon) is the source of this 3052-nucleotide messenger RNA. Its product is annotated as secreted protein C-like. The transcript has 2 exons. Bases 873 to 1856 code for a protein of 327 amino acids. The record is from RefSeq and is a predicted model, not a curated record. NCBI's taxonomy places the organism in Eukaryota, Metazoa, Chordata, Actinopteri, Salmoniformes, Salmonidae.
CCCUGUCACCCCCCUCCAUUAUAGAGAGGUAGUAUCUGUUCCUGGGUCAGUGAUCUACCCUGUCACCCCCCUCCAUUAUAGAGAGGUAGUAUCUGUUCCUGGGUCAGUGAUCUACCCUGUCACCCCCCUCCAUUAUAGGGAGGUAGUAACGCCUUGGACCAGAGCUACAUCUUCCUCUAGUUUCUCUAAGCCCCUCCCCCCUCCUCCGUCUGCCUGGGGGGGGGACAGUAGUAGCGCCUUGGACCAGAGCUACAUCUUCCUCUAGUUUCUCUAAGCCCCUCCCUCCUGCAUGUUAUGUUGUUUACUACAGGACCUGUUGUUACAGUCACCUCUUUUACUUCCUCUUUACCUUGACUUUUCCUAUUGUUUGAUUGUUAGUUAUUUUAUUGUUAGUUUGGCUGACGGACGGGGGGCGAGGGUAGGGGGCGGGGGGGCUCGUUCUCUUGUGGACAUAUGCACCUAACAUAAAUGGCAUAAGUAGCUGUCUGUCCACAGACUGUUGGAUUCGCGAGGAGCUGUUAUUUCCGCUGUGCUGAUCAAUUAGACAAAUCACCAAUUCUCAGGUGCUGAUUUGGCCCGUAGACUUAAUGAAACGUUUCAGAGGGGUGGAGUCACGGCAGUACGUUUUUCAACCCCUCCUCCCUCCAGGACUUUAAUUAAGGGUGUAACCGUGGUUACAGCUGAACACCUGACCAGGGACCACGUUCAGUCGCCGAAACGUUGUGAAACGGUGUGAAACGUGAGCAGCUAGAAAUGUCACGGAUAAGAGCCGACCACGGUUCCUUAUUCUACGUCUGUCAGAGAGGCGUGUUUCUUCUACACAGCAUAUUUCUACCUGAGCGUUUUUCCACACGUUACGUCCCGCUGUAACCAUGGUAACCAUGUCAACCCCCUUCACCGGUCCGACCGGCCAAUCAAACUUUCUGUUGCAUAUUCUAGAAAACAUAUAUCUAUGCUAUAUCCCUUUUUAUUGUUCAGCUCAAACGGCAUCCUGUUCCCUAGGUAACACUACUACUGGCCAGAGGGGUCAGCCACCAUCCUGUUCCCUAGGUAACACUACUACUGGCCAGAGGGGUCAGCCACCAUCCUGUUCCCUAGGUAACACUACUACUGGCCAGAGGGGUCAGCCACCAUCCUGUUCCCUAGGUAACACUACUACUGGCCAGAGGGAUCAGCCACCAUCCUGUUCCCUAGGUAACACUACUACUGGCCAGAGGGGUCAGCCACCAUCCUGUUCCCUAGGUAACACUACUACUGGCCAGAGGGGUCAGCCACCAUCCUGUUCCCUAGGUAACACUACUACUGGCCAGAGGGGUCAGCCACCAUCCUGUUCCCUAGGUAACACUACUACUGGCCAGAGGGGUCAGCCACCAUCCUGUUCCCUAGGUAACACUACUACUGGCCAGAGGGGUCAGCCACCAUCCUGUUCCCUAGGUAACACUACUACUGGCCAGAGGGGUCAGCCACCAUCCUGUUCCCUAGGUAACACUACUACUGGCCAGAGGGGUCAGCCACCAUCCUGUUCCCUAGGUAACACUACUACUGGCCAGAGGGGUCAGCCACCAUCCUGUUCCCUAGGUAACACUACUACUGGCCAGAGGGGUCAGCCACCAUCCUGUUCCCUAGGUAACACUACUACUGGCCAGAGCUGUCAGCCACCAUCCUGUUCCCUAGGUAACACUACUACUGGCCAGAGCUGUCAGCCACCAUCCUGUUCCCUAGGUAACACUACUACUGGCCAGAGGGGUCAGCCACCAUCCUGUUCCCUAGGUAACACUACUACUGGCCAGAGGGGUCAGCCACCAUCCUGUUCCCUAGGUAACACUAGGGCUGACCUCUUAGUGUGUGUCUGUUGAGAUAACACCUAAAACAUAGUGGCUAAAGUAGUGCACUAUAAUAGGGAACAGGGAGCUGUUUGGGAGUGGGCUGACCUCUUAGUGUGUGUCUGUUGAGAUAACACCUAAAACAUAGUGGCUAAAGUAGUGCACUAUAAUAGGGAACAGGGAGCUGUUUGGGAGUGGGCUGACCUCUUAGUGUGUGUCUGUUGAGAUAACACCUAAAACAUAGUGGCUAAAGUAGUGCACUAUAAUAGGGAACAGGAAGCUGUUUGGGAGUGGGCUCACCUCUUAGUGUGUGUCUGUUGAGAUAACACCUAAAACAUAGUGGCUAAAGUAGUGCACUAUAAUAGGGAACAGGGAGCUGUUUGGGAGUGGGCUGACCUCUUAGUGUGUGUCUGUUGAGAUAACACCUAAAACAUAGUGGCUAAAGUAGUGCACUAUAAUAGGGAACAGGGAGCUGUUUGGGAGUGGGCUGACCUCUUAGUGUGUGUCUGUUGAGAUGCCAUGAUGAUGAUGAUAUGUAUGUAACAUGGUUUGUAAUAAGAUGUACAGUUUAAAGACCAUUUAUGAACAGAGCUGACUGACUGGCUGGUUUACUGCCUGUUACACAGAGGAACCGUGGACUCUAACAUGUCCUAUUGGUACACUGUUCCCUGUGCUGUGCACUUUGCUAGACCGGGGGAGGGGGGGUAGCCCAAUGGGUCCUGGUCAAACCUAGUUCACUACAGGAAGCCAUUUUUGGUUGCAUGUGAGUGUGGGGGGGGUUUGUUCAGUGAAGCCCUGUUGUAAACCUGCUGUUCGACCAGGGGGUUUGUUCAGUGAAGCCCUGUUGUAAGCCUGCUGUUCGACCAGGGGGUUUGUUCAGUGAAGCCCUGUUGUAAGCCUGCUGUUCGACCAGGGGGUUUGUUCAGUGAAGCCCUGUUGUAAACCUGCUGUUCGACCAGGGGGUUUGUUCAGUGAAGCCCUGUUGUAAACCUGCUGUUCGACCAGGGGGUUUGUUCAGUGAAGCCCUGUUGUAAACCUGCUGUUCGACCAGGGGGGUUUGUUCAGUGAAGCCCUGUUGUAUAAACCUGCUGUUUGACUGACAGGGUCUAUGUAUAAAGAACUGUGGACUGAUACAUAAUAGUAAUGAUCUGUUUAGGUUUUAGUUUAAACUGUAAAAAAAUGAACUGUUCCACAAAAAUGCUUCCGUUUUAAAAUAAUAUCUUCCUAAA